Pseudophryne corroboree (corroboree frog) is the source of this 2424-nucleotide messenger RNA. It is a transcript of the gene DRD4, whose product is annotated as dopamine receptor D4. NCBI's taxonomy places the organism in Eukaryota, Metazoa, Chordata, Amphibia, Anura, Myobatrachidae. Gene Ontology annotation, biological process: negative regulation of synaptic transmission, glutamatergic; adenylate cyclase-inhibiting dopamine receptor signaling pathway; regulation of potassium ion transport. Gene Ontology annotation, molecular function: dopamine neurotransmitter receptor activity, coupled via Gi/Go; G protein-coupled receptor activity. Gene Ontology annotation, cellular component: plasma membrane. The coding region runs from base 546 to 1667 and encodes 373 amino acids. The record is from RefSeq and is a predicted model, not a curated record. The transcript has 4 exons.
UCUUCUGGAAACGACCCACUUGCAGAUUAAUCACCUUGGGAUCAUUCCGUUCCUCACAAAGAAGGGAGGGCAGAAGAGUUCCUCUGCAUGCAGCAACCUGUGGGGGACCCCAGCAAAUAUCCCCCUCUUCUGCCUUCUUCACUGCUUCGGAGGUGUGGACGCUGGUGGAGUGGAUACAGCAUUACUAUGCAUGCAGAUGUUGUGUCAUUAUGGUCUUAGAAGCCACUUUUGAAGACACAUAUGACGUCAUCACAAAGGAAAUGCUUAGGUUUAGGAACUUUAAGCCCUUGGUUACAAUAAUAACAAAUGGAGGUCAGAUGUGAAGUCCUCUGUGCUGUUGCUGUCUAUUCAAGGACAAAGUACUUUAUGACUUUUCUGGGGAGAAGAUCACUAGAAAACCAAGAGAAAUAGAUGAAUUCUCCAUGGAACACACUGCUGCUCUCUCCAAAAGACGAAGGGAAGAGAGGGAGACUGGUAAAGGAAGGCUCUCUGCCUGGUGCACGCUAUUCUGCUUUCAUGGGACAGUGUAGUGCUGUGACUGCACCAUGCUCUGGAACACUACCAACCACACUUCUGAGCCCUCAGAGGACACCCAGUAUAACUACUGGGCCUUGAUACUUGGGCUGAUACUGAUAGUGUUUAUUAUCUGUGGAAAUGUCUUAGUGUGUCUUAGUGUCUGCACAGAAAAGGCUCUGAAGACAACAACCAAUUACUUCAUAGUUAGCCUGGCUGUAGCUGACUUACUCUUGGCAGUAUUAGUUCUCCCUCUCUAUGUGUAUACAGAGUUUCUAGGAGGGGUGUGGACCCUGAGUCUUGUCCUGUGUGAUGUUCUUAUGACCAUGGAUGUCAUGCUGUGUACAGCCUCCAUCUUUAACCUUUGUGCAAUCAGUGUGGACAGGUUCAUAGCUGUGUCCAUCCCUUUGAACUACAAUAGGCGGCAGGUGGAUAAUCGCCAGCUUUUCCUUCUCUCCACCACAUGGAUUUUUGCCUUUGCUGUGGCUUCCCCAGUCAUUUUUGGACUUAAUAAUGUUAAAGACCGGGAUCCCUCUGAGUGUAAGCUGGAAGACAAUAAUUACGUGGUUUACUCCUCUGUGUGCUCUUUUUUUAUUCCAUGCCCAAUAAUGGUAGUUCUGUAUUGCGCCAUGUUUCACGGACUCCGCAAAUGGGAAGAAACCAGAAAGACCAAGUUACGGAGUCACAUGUCCCCGAGGCAUAAACCACCAAGUCAGACUUUAAUAUUUGAUAGGAUUGAUCGGAUACCUGCAGACAGAAAGCUGGAUGAUAGUCAUCUAUAUGACCAGCCAGACUGCCCCUUCUCCAAAGCCUAUGUGGAUAAUGGCCAUGGGAUACAAGCUGUAGCCUACCCUCACCUCAAAUACUCGUCAAACUCGGAGCCAGAAAGGAAGCACUCAAAGAUCAACGGGCGGGAGAGAAAAGCUAUGAGGGUGCUUCCAGUUGUUGUGGGUACAUUUCUCUUCUGCUGGACUCCUUUCUUUGUGGUGCACAUCACCCGAGCUCUGUGCGAGACGUGUUAUAUCCCUGAGCCGCUCUUCAGCACUGUCACCUGGUUGGGAUAUGUCAAUAGUGCACUGAACCCAGUCAUCUACACCAUAUUCAACACAGAGUUUAGGAACUAUUUUCGCAAAGUGCUUCGGUUGUGCUGCUGACCGAUCAGGAUUUUGGACAGCGCACUGGGUCAUGUGCCCUGUUGAUCUAAUAGGACUUAAGGCAUCAGGUGCCCUGAAGUUCACUGUGGACAUAAAUCAAGAGAUUGAUAUCAACUCAACUGUGUUUGGUUGACAUUGCAUGUUAAAUGUUGGAGUCUCCCGCAGGAUAUGGAGAAGUGCUACACGUCACCAUGCCACUUUUGUGAGCCCAAGGAAGCUCUGGAAAUGUCCUUGGUUUAUUUGCUUUGAAGAGCUACAAAACUCUAUAUCAUGAAUGUUACUACAGAUGCUGCACAUUGAGAUGUGAUAACCAAUAGAAAUUGGUAAUCUUCUGAUGUAGUAUUAAACCUCUUUGGCUGCUCUUUCCAUGACCCCAGUUUUGGGUUCUAGGACUUCAUAAUGAGAUCAUCUAUUCAGACUGCAGGACUCAUAAAGGAAUAAAAAUUAUUAUAUGGAUCUCUUAGUAAAGUUUGGUUGUGAAGGGCUCUCUGUGAGUGGGAGUAUGUACUAACAUUACUUGUUAAUUCUACAAACAUAACCCCUUUCUGCUGUGCAGACCCUGGGUCCAAACAUAUAUGCCCCAAACAGCCACAUAUGAAUGAUAAUAAUCAUCUUAGCGGGAAUCUCAGAAACAUACUAUAUAGUUUUGUCACCCAAUGGCGCUAUACUGUGCUGACGGUAUGUAAGUUUCGAUGAUGCAGAACAGGAGAAAGAUUUUGUAUAGCUCAAUAAAUGGAUUGUGGCUUUUUUAUGAAAA